Cebus imitator (Panamanian white-faced capuchin) is the source of this 14249-nucleotide messenger RNA. It is a transcript of the gene HIVEP2, whose product is annotated as HIVEP zinc finger 2. Gene Ontology annotation, cellular component: nucleus. Gene Ontology annotation, biological process: regulation of transcription by RNA polymerase II. The coding region runs from base 5276 to 12607 and encodes 2443 amino acids. Gene Ontology annotation, molecular function: DNA-binding transcription factor activity, RNA polymerase II-specific; RNA polymerase II cis-regulatory region sequence-specific DNA binding. NCBI's taxonomy places the organism in Eukaryota, Metazoa, Chordata, Mammalia, Primates, Cebidae. The record is from RefSeq and is a predicted model, not a curated record. The transcript is spliced from 9 exons.
ACACACACACACACACACACACAUAUGUACAUUUUGUUUUCCCCUGUUAAAAAUAGCACAUUAUUAUGAAUCUCUACAUAUAUGGCAUUUUAACUCUCUAUAUAUGGUUCAACCCAAUUUUAAUCAGACUGCUAAUGGGAAUAUUCUGAGUAUGGCUGAAUAUGGAGGGCAAACAGUACAUUUAAUUAAACAAUAUAACCUGGAAAAAAAUGAAUGAAAGUUUCUCACAUAUACUCAUGCACAAAAGAAAAUAUCAAUGAAUAUUUGAAAAAAAAAUGAAGAGUAGAAUCUAGCUCUACAUGGAUUUGAACAUGCUAUGAAACUACAGUAAUUAAAACUAACACACACACACUAAGUUCAUGUGAUAAUGCACAUGAAAACUACGUAACGCAAUGCCAGUCACAUCAUCCUGGCAGUCUGAACAAAAGUUCCAUUUUAAAUAUGUGGACCGAUGUAACUAAAUGGUGAGCCAAGAAAUGGACAUACUACAAUGCAAUAUAAUUCAUUGCAUUGUAAAGCAAGCUUAAUUCAUCAGAGCUAUUUGAAUGCGUACCUUAUGCUGUGGAUUUAAAUAUAUGCCAGAUAAAUUAAAUAGUUAAAAUAAAUUUACAGAAAAAAAUAUACAGAAAAUUAAUAUAUAUAUAUAUAUAUAUAUAUAUAUUACAUAAAAAGCCAUUUAGGUUCAUAAGAAAAACUGGGACCUAAAGGUAGUCAUAUUAUAUGGGUAGAUAAUUUUACAUUAGAGGUGAAAGACAAUCAAAUAAUUUUUAAGUGAGAGAAUAAUUAUGGUCACCAUUAAAACAAAAAUGCAACCCUUAAGAAUCAUAUUACAUGAAAUAAGCCUCUGAAAAAGAUUUUAAUUACAUGUAAUGCUAAGGAAGUUUGGUGAAAGUUGAAUGCACAUCUACUGCUGGUGGCUUUGUAGAUAAUUUGAAUUUCUUGAAAUCAAUAUAGCCAUAAAUACGAAGUCCAUUACAAACCUAUUUCUCCCUUUUGAUUUGAUAAUCCUAUUUUUGAUAAUAUUCUAAGAAAAAAUAAUAUACGUAGUAUUAAAAUAAGUGAGACCAUUUGAAAUGUUACUACAUUUAAGGAUGAUGAAGGAAAUGACUUUAUGUUAGCUUUAUGGAAUAUUAUAUGGCUAGUAAAAAUGAAACCUGAAUUUCAUGGAAAUCAUAUACUUAUGCAAUGUUAAAUUGAAAAAUCAGAAUACACAAUUAUAUGUACAUUAUGAGGACAUCUCUGAAAAUAUGCUUACAUGGUGACAAAUAAUAGAUUGAAAUUUUUUAAAAUGAAAAGAAUUGUGUUUGGGUGAUGGAAUAAAUGGUGUUUUUCUGGUUAAAAAUAUCUUCAAUGUUUUUAUGUGUUUAUGAGGAAGAAUGAUAUAAAUAACUAAGGAUAACUGUACUAAUUUGCCAUAAGGGGAGGGCUUUUCAGGUGUCACUUUGAAACCCUGCAAAAUAUGCCAAGAUGUCUUGAGUGUAUAACAGUGUCAAGGUAUUCUUGGUUUUCCUAUUUUCAUUGGCCACUUCUUCCUUGGGUUUGUGAAGAGGCAAGUUGAUUGUAACCAUGACGAGGGGGAUACUUUGGAGCCAGUAUUUGAGGUCUGUUUUCUCACACUGAACUCAUUGCUUUUCCCUUUGCCUUCCCAUCCUAAGCCGAUAAGCAAGUUUAACAUAGUUGGUGCUCAAUAAGCUCCUGCUAGCUAUGACUGAAUUUUUGCCUGUGAGAGGCACCGUGGCUGUAUGAUGUAAAGGGAGAAACAGCACAAUAGUAGUCAUGUAAACUGCUUCUAGUUGCAUGACCUUGUGCAAGUGACCUGCUGGGCCUGUUUCAUUGUCAACGAAAAGAGAGUGUUUGAUGACUACUAAGAAUUAGCUAGGUCUGUAGAGACCUUAAGAUUCACAAGCUUACUCCAGAAUGUGGUUUUCUACUCUAGAGGGCUCCUUGAAAAGCUCAUUUACUGUGAUCAGUAUUACAACAACAGCAUGGUCAAUUUAGCCGCUCCCAGGGAGUGUCUUGGUGAACUCAGGGAGCAUGGUUCCUGUGUACUACUCCUGGUAGACCAUUCAGCUAGAGAAAGUCACUCAACCCAGCAUUGUGUGUACAUCUGAUUUAUUACAUGCAAAUAACUGAAACAAACCAAUUGGUGACAAGCAUAAUCAAAUAUUAGCUAAUGAUAAAUUGCUCCAUUGUUUAGCCCAUGUAACAUAUAACUGACUGAAAUACAAAGGUCAGAUGUAUUUAGAUUUUCUGAAAGAGUCAAAAAACACUAAGGGUCCCUCUCCCAACCCCAAUCCGUGCCCAGGUUGGUAAAGCAGGUAAUAAAAAUAAAUUAAAGGUAAGGAAGUUUAGAUUCAAUGACUUUCAUCAGGUUAUAAAAUUAUUUGAGGUGUUGCACUACUGUGUGGUGUAGCGAUUGUAGGCAAUUUGCCAUCUUGUGUUUAUUUUCAUUUCAUUAUAUGUAAUUAUUUUUAAGGAAGUGAACAUUUCUAAAUAAAUGUUAUAUAGUGGUUUGUAUGUGAGGCUUACCUGUUGUACAGGCAACAGAUCUGCAUUUUCCCUGUUAAUCAGUAGCAGUCAUUUAGCUGAAUCAUCCAAUGAGUGACUAAUAUAUUUUAUACUUAGUGCUUCUGAACUUUGAUAUGAGAUGCCCAUUGCUACCACUUUUAGGCACUCUGUGGGAACACCGAAAAAUUCCUAAGUAGUUUGAAGUCACUGACCACUUAGACACCAUAAUUAGAAAUGAGAGCAUAGUUGAUGCAAUACAGGUGAAAAGCCUUUUAACAUAUUGGCUUAAUGACUGGUUAUCUGUGGGAAAUGUAAGACCUCUUAUGAGGCAAGAAUUACAUAAUGUUAGAAAACAAUACUCUACCUAAGAAAUGAAGAGGGACUGAAAAAGACUUUUGUAUAAGUCGGUUUUACAUUGUGCUUUGAGAAAUCAUUGAGAUUUUAAGAAUCUUGAAGUUUAUCCUUCAUCAUGAAGGGUGCACCCUACCUCUUUUCUUGGAAAGUGACUAACUGAAAGAAAAGUUACGCUAGCUUCUGCAUAAAACCGCCCUGGGAAGUAUUCAGAAGUGAUAUUAUGAAGCUAGCUACCAAAUAUUAUUUGAGAGAGACUUUGUAACUUUUGCAUAAAAUGCUAGGAAAAGUACAGAAAUAUUUUCGCCUCUCUAGAUAUUCAAAUGUGAAAAAUGUGUGCAUUGAAUCAUUUUGCAGUUCAUUGUUUAGGUGAUUGUCUUUGUUGAUUCAGUAUAAUUUUAAAUAACUAAACCAUUUGGCAUUUGUCUCAUAUUUAUGGCAAGAACCCUGGAAUAAAGAUUAUUUAUCUCUGUUAAUGAAGAAGUCCUUCGAGACCAUGUCCAAAUGAAUUUCCUAGAUAAUUAUUUAUUGAAUAUCAGUAAGACUAGAAUCUAGACACUGGUUUUCUUGAUGAAAACAUAUUUCCCAUGACUACUGUGGAUUUCUAGUUAGUAUGUAUAGUUACUGCUAUUUGUCUUCUCUAUUGUUAGCAACAUCUUUUGUUUUGUUCUUUUCUAGAGCAAUUACCUUCUAAUACUGGUGGAUAACAAAUCUGUUUCAACCUUUAUUUUUUAAUACUGAGAUUAUCAAUUAAUUCUGUUAAUGUGUUUAGUGGGUUUGGAGGAAUGGCAGUACAUGGCUAAUUUCAAAUUGCAUAAUAAAAAAAUAUCCUGCUUAUGGCUUUGGAAUAAGUUUUGGACCGCCACUUGAAUAUGAUUGUGUUUGAUGUUCUGGGACUUUUUGAAGUAUUACUGUGUUUGAACAUACUAAUAUUUGAAGGCCUGGGAAGACCUAAUUUGGGAGUAGCUACAAACUGUCCAGUUUUCUAUUUUACUUUUCUGCUCAUCCCUCCAGAAUUCACUUUAUGCUCUCUCUCUAGUUAAGUUAUUGCUUGCUUUCUCUCAAAUGUUCUCUUAGAGCUGAGAUAGUAAUUUAAUGUUUGAAUUUCAGGAAAAGUGCUUCUAAUGGCAAAGUGAAUGGAAUAAACUAAUAUUAUUUAUAAAUAAUAAUUAAGCUAUUUAUGAGCCCUUAGUAGAGUAAACACUUUCUGUAGAGACAAGGUGUAACAUUCUCAGAAUAAUUUGGAAAUUCAUGCUCAUGAAUUAUCUCCAAGACUUCUUGAUCAUUUUUAUGUUUAAAUGAUCUGUCUAGAUAUUAGUUUCUGUUUCUCAACAGAGAUUGCAUAUAGCUAGGGCUUAAUGGCUUUCAGGAACUGUCACCUACAAAUUUUCAUUGCAUAGAAAAUUAGAAGAAUCAAUGAGUAUAAUUCCAAAGCAAUAAAUUGCAUUUCCCCCUCAUCUCUAAUUUUAAUGUCUUAGCUGACAUUAUAUAGCCAUUAUUUCCACCUGCCAGUCAGUUCUGGAAACAAACUCUUCUGCUCUCACACUUUGUUGUAUUCUUUUAUUGUUUUCUGUAUGCUUAAAUAUUCAUUUUACCCCAAACUGGAAAAUUUAACAUAAUUCCUAGAUGCUAUUGUUGUUUUAUAGUUUUAAGUAGCACAGUAACUUAGGAAAAGAUAGCAUAAUAUCAUAAUAGUCUGGAUUUGAUUUUUGUGUUAUUAAUAUAUAGAUUAUAUAAUGAUGCUCUGGUUUAAACGCAAUUCUUUGUUUUUUCCUCAUUAGGUGGAGCCCUUGAAUUUUUUAAAAGACCAUAGUAAUCAGAUCUACUUGAAAAAUUAAGUGAAUUCAUUUGGUUGGAAUGCUCUUUUACCAAUUCUUUAACAUACAGCCACUAGGUUCCCAGAAGUUGUGCAUGAGUUCCUGUGGGGAGAGUUGGCAUCUUGGAAAUCAAAGACCGUUGUGAUGCAGUUUUUUGAUAUGAAGAUAACAGGAAGCGUCAGGACAAUCAUGCCCAUGAGAACUCUAAACUGUUCAGGUCAUUUUAUGAAACUGGCAAUUGAACUUUGCUCCAGUUGAUGGGCAAAAUUUCUCCUAGAGUAUUCAUCAUCCCGAUUUCAUCCUGGUUGAAAAUUUUCAAAUGCCAUAAGAAAUCUUUCUAGGUUUGCACUUAGCUUUUGGAUGGACAUUUCUACAAUGGAGAGAACUGUGUUAUAGCCCUGGUCCAAGGGACAUUACUGUCUAAUGCCCAUUGACUGUGGUGUGCGUGUGGAAGGUUCCAAAGAGAAGGAGCAAUCAGCAAGUUUGCAGACACCCUGGAACAUGGAAGCAACCAAGCUCUAAGAAGCACAGCUUUGGAGUCACUCCAUGAGUCUGCACGGCUUUCAGGGGAACUAGCACUUAAGACCUUGUGUAACAAAAUGGACACUGGGGACACAGCUCUAGGACAAAAAGCUACCUCAAGGUCUGGAGAAACUGAUAAAGCAUCAGGUAGAUGGAGACAGGAACAAUCAGCUGUUAUUAAGAUGAGCACUUUUGGCAGUCAAGAAGGACAGCGGCCACCACAAAUAGAGCCCGAGCAAAUAGGAAACACAGCAUCAGCACAACUGUUUGGUUCUGGGAAACUGGCCUCCCCUAGUGAAGUGGUGCAGCAAGUCGCAGAGAAGCAAUAUCCACCGCAUCGUCCGAGUCCUUACUCAUGCCAACACUCACUCUCUUUCCCUCAACACUCAUUGCCACAGGGGGUCAUGCACAGCACCAAGCCACAUCAGAGCCUCGAAGGUCCUCCGUGGCUUUUCCCUGGCCCUUUGCCAUCCGUUGCCUCCAAGGACUUAUUUCCUUUUCCUAUACAUGGUCACAGUGGUGGUUAUCCUAGAAAAAAGAUUUCAAGUCUGAACCCUGCUUAUAGCCAAUACUCCCAGAAAAGUAUCAAACAGGCAGAAGAGGCUCACAGGAAAGAGCACAAACCCAAAAAGCCUGGCAAGUACAUUUGCCCUUACUGCAGCAGAGCGUGUGCCAAACCUAGUGUACUGAAAAAACACAUCAGGUCCCAUACUGGGGAGCGGCCAUAUCCAUGUAUACCUUGUGGUUUCUCUUUCAAGACAAAGAGCAAUUUGUACAAGCACAGGAAGUCACAUGCCCAUGCAAUUAAGGCAGGAUUAGUACCUUUCACAGAGUCAGCUGUAUCUAAAUUGGACCUAGAGGCUGGUUUUAUUGAUGUAGAAGCAGAAAUACAUUCAGAUGGUGAACAGAGUACAGACACAGAUGAGGAGAGUUCUUUAUUUGCCGAGGCCUCUGACAAAAUGAGUCCUGGUCCACCCAUCCCACUGGACAUUGCCAGCAGAGGUGGCUAUCAUGGGUCAUUGGAGGAAUCAUUGGGAGGUCCAAUGAAGGUGCCGAUUUUGAUUAUCCCCAAAAGUGGGAUUCCUCUUCCUAACGAAAGCUCUCCGUAUAUUGGCCCUGAUAUGCUACCAAAUCCAUCUUUAAAUACUAAGGCUGAUGAUUCGCACACAGUCAAACAGAAACUUGCACUAAGACUGUCGGAGAAAAAAGGACAAGACUCUGAGCCAUCGCUCAACCUCCUGAGCCCGCACAGUAAAGGAAGCACUGAUUCUGGUUACUUUUCUCGCUCAGAAAGCGCUGAGCAGCAAAUAAGCCCUCCCAACACAAAUGCAAAGUCUUAUGAAGAAAUCAUCUUUGGAAAAUACUGUCGGCUCAGUCCGAGAAAUGCACUCAGUGUUACAACCACAAGUCAGGAGCGUGCCGCAAUGGGUAGGAAGGGCAUAAUGGAACCAUUACCUCACGUAAACACCAGGCUAGAUGUCAAGAUGUUUGAAGAUCCUGUUUCACAGCUGAUCCCAAGCAAGGGAGACGUCGACCCCAGUCAAACGAGCAUGCUGAAAUCCACUAAAUUCAACAGUGAGUCCCGACAGCCCCAGAUUAUUCCACCCAUCAGGAAUGAAGGAAAACUUUAUCCAGCAAACUUUCAGGGCAGCAGCCCGGUUCUCUUAGAAGCUCCUGUAGACUCUUCACCCCUUAUUAGAAGCAACUCAAUGCCAACUUCUUCAGCAACUAAUUUAACUAUUCCCCCUUCUUUGAGAGGAAGUCACUCAUUUGAUGAAAGGAUGACUGGUUCCGACGAUGUAUUCUAUCCAGGGACUGUGGGCAUACCCCCGCAGCGCAUGCUAAGAAGACAAGCGGCAUUUGAGCUGCCUUCAGUACAGGAGGGCCAUGGGGAGGUGGAGCACCACGGCAGGAUGUUGAAAGGUAUCAGCAGUUCAUCCCUGAAGGAAAAGAAAUUAUCUUCUGGGGACAGGAUUGGGUAUGACUAUGACAUCUGUCGGAAACCCUAUAAGAAGUGGGACGACUCUGAAACACCAAAGCAAAGCUACAGGGACAUUUCCUGCUUGAGUUCUUUAAAACAUGGUGGAGAAUAUUUUAUGGAUCCUGCGGUGCCAUUGCAGGGAGUACCAAGCAUGUUUGGAACUACCUGUGAAAACAGGAAACGCCGGAAAGAGAAGAGCGUAGGGGACGAAGAGGACACCCCCAUGAUCUGCAGCAGCGUCGUAAGCACUCCUGUGGGCAUCAUGGCUUCUGAUUAUGACCCCAAACUGCAGAUGCAGGAAGGAGUCAGGAGUGGAUUUGCCAUGGCUGGACAUGAAAACCCUUCUUAUGGUCACACUGAACGCUUUGACCCGUGUCGACCCCAACUGCAGUCUGGAAGUCCAUCUCUUGGGUCAGAGGAGUCACCAUCAGCCAUUGAUUCAGACAAGAUGUCAGACAUAGGGGGCAGGAAACCUCCUGGAAAUGUGAUUUCUGUGAUUCAGCACACCAACUCGCUGAGCCGACCCAAUUCAUUCGAAAGAUCUGAGUCAGCUGAACUUGUGGCCUGCACACAGGAUAAAGCCCCUUCCCCUUCGGAGACGUGCGACAGUGAGAUUUCAGAAGCCCCAGUGAGUCCUGAGUGGGCUCCACCCGGGGAUGGUGCAGAAAGUGGGGGGAAACCCUCUCCAUCUCAGCAGGUGCAGCAGCAGUCCUAUCACACACAGCCCAGGCUAGUUCGGCAACACAACAUCCAGGUUCCCGAGAUUCGAGUGACUGAGGAGCCUGAUAAACCCGAGAAGGAGAAAGAAGCCCAGAGCAAAGAGCCAGAGAAGCCUGUGGAAGAAUUUCAGUGGCCCCAAAGAAGCGAGACCCUUUCCCAACUCCCUGCCGAGAAGUUGCCACCCAAAAAGAAGCGUCUUCGACUUGCAGAUAUGGAGCACUCCUCAGGGGAGUCCAGCUUUGAAUCCACAGGCACAGGCCUCUCCCGCAGCCCCAGCCAAGAAAGCAACUUGUCCCACAGCUCCAGUUUCUCCAUGUCUUUUGAAAGAGAAGAAACCAGUAAGCUUUCUGCACUUCCUAAGCAGGAUGAGUUUGGGAAGCAUUCAGAAUUUCUGACCGUCCCUGCUGGUUCAUACUCGUUGUCUGUCCCAGGCCAUCACCACCAGAAAGAGAUGCGACGCUGCUCAUCAGAGCAGAUGCCUUGUCCUCACCCAGCGGAAGUCCCAGAAGUUCGGAGCAAAUCAUUUGACUAUGGGAAUCUGUCCCAUGCUCCUGUGUCGGGAGCAGCAGCCUCCACAGUAUCACCGUCCAGGGAGAGGAAGAAAUGCUUUCUGGUGCGGCAAGCUUCCUUCAGCGGCUCCCCAGAAAUCGCCCAGGGUGAGGCUGGCAUGGAUCAGAGCGUGAAGCAGGAGCAGCUAGAGCAUCUGCAUGCUGGCCUCCGGUCCGGGUGGCACCAUGGCCCACCCACCGUGCUGCCUCCUCUUCAGCAAGAGGACCCAGGGAAGCAGGUGGUAAGUCCUUGUGCCCCACUGAGCUCGGGGCCACUGCACCUGGCCCAGCCACAGAUCAUGCACAUGGACAGUCAGGAAUCUUUGAGAAAUCCCUUGAUCCAACCAACAUCCUAUAUGACAAGCAAGCACUUACCUGAACAGCCACACUUAUUUCCACAUCAAGAGACAAUUCCCUUUUCUCCAAUCCAGAAUGCCUUGUUUCAGUUUCAAUAUCCUACAGUCUGUAUGGUUCAUUUACCAGCUCAGCAGCCUCCCUGGUGGCAGGCGCAUUUUCCACAUCCCUUUGCUCAGCAGCCUCAGAAGAGCUAUGGCAAACCCUCUUUUCAGACAGAAAUCCAUUCAAGCUAUCCCUUAGAACAUGUGGCGGAGCACACUGGAAAGAAACCUGCUGACUACGGACACACGAAGGAGCCGACCUACCCCUGUUAUUCAGGAGCAUCAGGGCUACACCCAAAGAACCUUCUUCCAAAGUUUCCAUCAGACCAGAGCAGCAAGUCCACUGAAACGCCCUCUGAGCAGGUUCUUCAAGAAGAUUUUGCCUCAGCAAAUGCUGGGCCUCUGCAGUCCCUCCCGGGAACAGUGGUUCCUGUUCGGAUCCAGACACACGUACCAUCCUAUGGAAGUGUGAUGUACACAAGCAUUUCUCAGAUACUUGGGCAGAAUAGCCCUGCCAUUGUCAUAUGCAAAGUCGAUGAGAAUAUGACCCAAAGGACACUGGUCACCAACGCAGCCAUGCAAGGGAUAGGAUUCAACAUUGCCCAGGUGCUGGGGCAGCAUGCAGGCUUGGAAAAGUACCCCAUUUGGAAAGCACCUCAGACUCUACCCCUUGGCUUAGAAUCCUCAAUCCCUUUGUGUUUGCCUUCCACCUCCGACAGCGUGGCCAGCCUGGGAGGUAGCAAGCGAAUGCUUUCUCCAGCCAGUAGCUUGGAGCUCUUCAUGGAAACCAAGCAGCAGAAAAGGGUCAAAGAAGAAAAGAUGUAUGGACAGAUUGUGGAGGAGCUUAGUGCCGUGGAGCUGACCAACUCAGACAUCAAAAAGGACCUCUCCCGCCCCCAGAAACCCCAACUGGUUCGACAAGGGUGUGCUUCUGAGCCAAAAGAUGGCUUGCAGUCAGGGUCAUCUUCCUUCUCCUCUCUGUCACCCUCCUCAUCUCAAGACUAUCCUUCUGCUAGCCCGUCCUCCAGGGAGCCAUUCCCGCCCAGCAAGGAGAUGCUUUCCCGGGCAUCACUUCCAGGGCAGAAGUCCAGUGGGCCUUCUGAAAGCAAAGAGUCUUCCGAUGAAUUAGAUAUUGAUGAGACUGCAUCGGACAUGAGCAUGAGCCCACAGAGUUCCUCAUUACCAGCAGGAGAUGGUCAGCCAGAAGAGGAAGGGAAGGGCCACAAGCGGCCUGUUGGCAUGCUGGUCCGCAUGGCCUCUGCCCCCAGCGGGAAUGUGGCAGACUCGACUCUUCUUCUCACGGACAUGGCAGAUUUCCAGCAGAUUCUUCAGUUCCCCAGUCUGCGGACAACAACUACAGUGAGUUGGUGCUUCUUGAAUUAUACAAAACCCAAUUAUGUGCAACAGGCCACCUUCAAAUCCUCCGUUUAUGCUUCAUGGUGCAUUAGUUCCUGUAACCCAAACCCAUCAGGAUUGAACACCAAGACCACUCUGGCUCUUCUGAGGUCCAAGCAAAAAAUCACUGCGGAAAUUUAUACCCUGGCUGCUAUGCAUAGGCCUGGAACUGGCAAGCUUACGUCGUCAAGUGCUUGGAAGCAGUUUACUCAGAUGAAACCUGAUGCAUCCUUUUUAUUUGGCAGCAAACUGGAAAGGAAAUUAGUGGGAAAUAUCUUAAAGGAAAGAGGGAAAGGAGAUAUUCAUGGAGAUAAAGAUAUUGGAUCCAAACAAACUGAGCCAAUCCGAAUUAAAAUAUUUGAAGGAGGGUACAAAUCGAAUGAAGAUUAUGUAUAUGUCAGAGGACGUGGCCGUGGAAAGUACAUUUGUGAAGAAUGUGGGAUUCGCUGCAAGAAGCCAAGCAUGCUCAAGAAACACAUCCGUACCCAUACUGAUGUUCGGCCCUACGUAUGCAAGUUAUGUAACUUUGCCUUCAAAACGAAAGGUAACCUAACAAAGCAUAUGAAAUCUAAAGCACAUAUGAAAAAAUGCCUGGAAUUGGGAGUCUCAAUGACAUCGGUGGAUGAUACAGAAACUGAGGAAGCAGAAAAUAUGGAAGAUUUGCACAAAGCAGCAGAGAAGCAUAGCAUGUCCAGCAUUUCAACUGAUCAUCAGUUCUCAGAUGCCGAGGAAUCGGAUGGUGAGGAUGGAGAUGAUAAUGAUGAUGAUGAUGAAGAUGAGGAUGACUUUGAUGACCAGGGAGAUUUGACACCAAAAACGAGAUCAAGAAGCACCAGUCCUCAGCCUCCUAGAUUCUCCUCCUUGCCUGUGAAUGUUGGCGCCGUACCCCACGGGGUUCCUUCAGAUAGUUCCCUGGGACAUUCUUCAUUGAUCAGCUAUUUGGUUACUUUGCCAAGUAUUCGAGUUACUCAGCUUAUGACACCCAGUGACUCAUGUGAAGAUACUCAGAUGACAGAAUACCAGAGGCUGUUCCAGAGCAAAAGUACAGACUCGGAACCAGACAAAGACAGAUUGGACAUACCUAGUUGUAUGGAUGAGGAGUGCAUGCUACCUUCAGAGCCUAGCUCCUCUCCCAGGGACUUCUCACCCUCAAGCCGCCAUUCCUCACCAGGUUAUGAUUCUUCACCCUGUCGAGAUAAUUCACCAAAGAGGUAUCUGAUACCUAAAGGAGAUUUAUCUCCCAGAAGACACUUAUCACCUAGGAGAGAUCUGUCACCCAUGAGGCAUCUUUCACCAAGAAAGGAAGCUGCAUUGAGGAGAGAGAUGUCCCAAAGAGAUGUUUCACCAAGAAGGCAUUUGUCUCCAAGGAGGCCAGUGUCUCCUGGGAAAGAUAUCACAGCGAGAAGAGACCUCUCUCCUAGAAGAGAGAGAAGAUACAUGACCACCAUAAGAGCGCCAUCUCCCAGAAGGGCUUUAUACCAUAACCCGCCAUUGUCCAUGGGGCAGUAUUUGCAAACAGAGCCAAUUGUAUUGGGGCCUCCUAAUUUAAGAAGAGGAUUACCUCAGGUUCCUUACUUCAGUCUCUAUGGAGACCAAGAAGGUGCUUAUGAACAUCCAGGCUCCAGCCUUUUCCCUGAGGGUCCUAAUGACUAUGUCUUCAGUCAUCUUCCACUCCACUCUCAGCAACAAGUGCGAGCUCCUAUCCCCAUGGUGCCCGUUGGUGGGAUCCAGAUGGUUCACUCCAUGCCCCCGGCCCUUUCCAGUUUACAUCCUCCACCCACAUUGCCCCUGCCAAUGGAGGGCUUUGAGGAGAAGAAAGGUGCGUCAGGGGAGUCCUUCUCCAAGGACCCCUAUGUGCUUUCUAAGCAGCAUGAGAAGCGAGGUCCUCACGCUUUGCAGUCCUCUGGUCCACCUAGCACUCCCUCUUCUCCUCGGCUGUUAAUGAAACAGAGCACUUCGGAAGACAGCCUAAACGCAACAGAGCGGGAACAGGAGGAAAAUAUACAGACUUGUACAAAAGCCAUUGCCUCUCUCCGGAUUGCCACAGAAGAGGCAGCUCUGCUUGGGGCAGAUCAGCCAGCACGGGUGCAGGAGCCCCACCAGAACCCCCUGGGAAGUGCACAUGUUAGCAUUAGACACUUUAGUAGACCUGAGCCGGGUCAGCCCUGUACCUCAGCCACCCACCCUGACUUGCAUGAUGGUGAAAAGGACAAUUUUGGUACAUCACAGACUCCAUUAGCUCACUCCACGUUUUACAGCAAGAGUUGUGUGGAUGACAAGCAGGCGGACUUUCACAGCAGCAAGGAGUUAUCUUCAAGCACAGAGGAGGGCAAAGAUCCUUCAUCAGAAAAGAGUCAGCUACAUUGAUCUGCGAUGCAUGGAGACUUUCAUUUCCACAUUUUCCCAUUUUUUUGUUUUUGUUUUUCUAGAAAUGGAGGUAAUCAAGUUUAUAGCAUGCCUGUCCUAAGUUACAGUAGUUUGCUAUUAUAUAUACUUUUGUUAUAUCAAAAGAAUUAGGUAAAUUAACAAGUCAUCAUGAGCCUGACCAAAACAAAAUUUGAAAUUAACCUAUUGGGUCUGGUACUUUUAAAAUUGUACAGAUGUUUGUGCCUUUUCUUUACUUUGCUUAUAUUCUUAUAAGCAUUUUUUAGCAGUAAUUUGUACAUAUUUUAGAAUUUGUGUAUCUGCUUUGUAAUAAAUGUAAUUUCUUUCCUUUUUUGGACACUUGGAUCUAAAUGAUGUAAAGCAAAACAGCAUCAAUAUAUAUGUGAGGUUGCACUAAAACAUAUUUUUAUAUGAUUAAAACUGAACAGCUUUUAUGUACAGCUCUGAUUCUGUAAUACUAAUAUUUAUUUACUUUGUUUCAUAAAUUGUACAUUUUUUCUUAAUGUUGUGGAUUGCUUUUCUAUGUGAAGCAUGGGAUUUACUGUUGCGUAACUAGAACAAAAAUGUACAUUGUAAACAAGAUAUUUAAAGUAGAGUAUCUUAUUCUGCACUUAUGCAUUAGUUAAAAAAAAAGAUAAAGGAUGUAUCAGUCAGUUCUUAACUCUUGUAUAUUUUUUUGUCUCUUGUUUGCUGGAUUGACUAUAACUUAAGUGCUGAUUGUGAUUUUAAAAUGAUAGUACCGUAAAGCAUUAAAGUAAACAAUGUGCUAUUGUGAGUUUUUUCAAAGCUUUAUAAAUCAGUUAUAAAUAAUAUUAAAAGUAUUUGGUCUUAUGUGAACAUGUUGAUCUAUAUACUCAUCUAAAAAUAUGGGAAAACAUUCCACCCCAUGUAAAUAUGUACAAGUGCAUCACUGGUACAAUUUUAUGUAACUUGUUGGACACUAGGUUGCCACAGACCUAUGCUAGGUGUCUUUAAAAAAUUAAAGUGACAAAGCACAUGGGACUGUGUAGAGCUUGGUUAUCGGCCGGCCCGGUGGCUUGGCAGGCAGUGCUGUGCGCUGCUCAUGGUGAAGACCUGGGCUUAGCAAUCUCCUUAUUUCUUGCUACACAGGAUGGUGACUGGAACUAAGGCUACACAGAGGGUCGCACUUGGACUCUGAGGGUUGGGUGUGGAAGGGGGAAAAGGGGUUGGAGACCUGCUCCCCAGCUCUUCCUGUCAGCCAGUUUACAUGGGAACAGGGUUAACAUCUGUGUUAGGGGAGGUCACCUUACCCUUCUGCACAGGGGAAGAGUGUCAUACUCCUGGCUAUCUCAGGGGGAAUGGGGAAAAGAAUCUUUCAAGGGCAAAGAACUCGUGGGAGGAUGAUGUCUGUUGUAUGUAAUACUCACAAUGGCUUUUGGCUAGUGUUGAAGGUGGGAAGAGCCUUUGUAGGUCCAGAAGAGUGGAAGAGAGGGAGGGGUACAGCAACAUGUGCACAGGCACGCACAUGUGUGCACGCACACACACAAUCUGGGUUAUCUUUGUGCUAUAUAGUGGAUUAUAAUUCUGUGAAACCAAGUUUGUAUAUUGAAUUACAUUAAGGAGUGUUCUUUAAAAAGAGAAAUAAAUAUACAAUUACAUGCUU